AUGACCAAAGUCGCGCUCUUGGGAGCAACCGGCCAAAUUGGCCAAGCGAUCUUGCGUGCCCUGGCUUCUGCGAAGUCACAUGAAAUAGUUCAGCUGGUCCAUCCGCAUUCAGUAGAGAAGGCCAAAGCAGUGGUGAAAGAGCUCGAGGCAGGAGAUAGGGUCACCACUGUGACUGUCGAUGUGUGCGAAUGCAGUGUGGACGAACUACAGCCUGUUCUCUCCGGGGUAGAGGUGAUCGUAUCCGCUUUGAACGGAAAGGCCCUCGAGGCUCAGGAGAAGGUGCAAGAUGCCGGAGCCAGAGCGGGUGUCCGCAAAAUCUAUCCUAGUGAAUAUGGAAUACACCAUAUUUAUCAUUCGCUCGACGGAUAUGGGUAUGUUCAUCCGGUCUGGAAUAUCAAAACAAUUGCCAACGAGAAAGUCCUCCAACACCCGGCAGUGGCAUCUGGUAAAAUGAAAUGGACCCUGAUUGGUUGUGGAGACAUUUACAACCAGGAUAGAGAGCCAGUCUGGUGUUCAUGGACUCAGACGGACGUUUCAAAUUACGAAUUCCACAUCCUGGGUGAUCCGGACGCCAAGAUCGAUUUUACAAAUAUCGGCGAUCUUGCUGCAUUCAUCCUGAAGACUAUCGAGCAUCCAGAGCUUUCCGAAAAUAAGGAAUUGAACUUCACCAGUGACCACAUAAGCUACAAUGAGAUCGCUCAGCUCUUGGAAAAAAUACUCGCAGAAAAAGGUGGAGAUGCGUAUUUACCCGAUGGAGGUGAUGGAUCGGGUUUUGAAAGAUAA
Messenger RNA from Aspergillus steynii IBT 23096, 783 nucleotides. RefSeq names its product NAD(P)-binding protein. NCBI's taxonomy places the organism in Eukaryota, Fungi, Ascomycota, Eurotiomycetes, Eurotiales, Aspergillaceae. The record is from RefSeq and is a predicted model, not a curated record. The coding region runs from base 1 to 783 and encodes 260 amino acids. The transcript is spliced from 2 exons.